CUGGGGCAAUUAGGAGCAUGUUUAAUAAUUACUGACAGUGACCUCUGCUCUGUAGCUCCCCAACCCUCUUCUGGGCUGGCAAUCUUUACCUUCUGAACCUUACCGAUAGGGUUUAAGGAAAGUGGAGCUUGAAGGAUUUUAGUUCUCAAUCCAGAAGCCUUCCACAAACCAGCCUACCUCCUGUGGAUUCAAUUUUACUUUAGCACACAGAGAAAGCAGUUUAUCACCAUCAGGCAGGGGCCUCAGACAGACGGACAAUCCGACUGAGCAGCAAUGGCCAAGAAACGCAAGGGGCUGCAGAAUGGGGACGCAGACCAGAAAUCCAUUCAAAGCCAAGAAUCCAACUCCAUGAAUCUAAAGCAACAGGUUGGUCUAAUCAGUGGAAUAAGCCUUAUUGUUGGAACCAUAAUUGGAUCGGGCAUCUUCAUUUCCCCUAAAUCUGUCCUUUCCAACACAGGAGCAAUAGGACCGUGCCUGAUUAUUUGGGCAGUUUGUGGAGUUAUCGCUACAAUGGGUGCCUUGUGCUUUGCUGAGCUUGGCACAAUGAUAACAAAGUCUGGAGGAGAGUAUCCCUACCUCAUGGAAGCUUUUGGGCCAAUCCCAGCUUUCCUUUUCUCAUGGGCCAGCCUCAUUGUCAUGAAACCAUCCUCAUUUGCUAUAAUAUGCCUCAGCUUUGCAGAGUAUGUGUCAGCGGCGUUUUACCCUGGCUGUGACCCCCCAGUGGUUGUCGUUAAGUGUCUGGCUGCUGCUGCAAUCUUGACAAUCACACUGGUGAAUUCACUCAGCGUAAAGCUGGCAAGUUAUGUUCAGAAUUUCUUCACGGCGGCCAAGAUGAUUAUUGUUAUAAUCAUUAUUGUAAGUGGCAUCGUUCUGCUAGCACAAGGAAAAACCCAGAACUUUGAAAAUAGUUUUGAUGGUGCUAAAAUCACGGCUGGGGGUAUCAGUUUGGCUUUGUAUAAUGGCCUGUGGGCAUAUGAUGGAUGGAACCAGCUAAAUUAUAUCACCGAAGAGCUUAAAAAUCCAUACAGAAAUCUACCCCUAUCUAUAAUUAUUGGAAUUCCUCUUGUCAUUGUUUGCUACAUUUUGAUCAACAUUGCUUACUUCACUGUCUUGACACCGACAGAGCUUCUGCAGUCUCAAGCUGUAGCAGUGACAUUUGGGGAUCGAGUUCUGUACCCUGCAUCCUGGGUGGUUCCAUUGUUUGUAGCAUUUUCAACUAUUGGAGCAGCCAAUGGCACAUGUUUUACUUCUGGAAGACUUGCCUAUGUUGCCGGCCGCGAGGGUCACAUGUUGAAAUUCUUGUCCUAUAUCAGUGUCAAGCGUUUAACUCCAUCUCCUGCAAUUGUCUUCUACGGCAUUAUUGGGAUGAUUUACAUUAUUCCAGCUGACAUCGACACCCUCAUUAACUACUUCAGCUUUGCUGUUUGGCUGUUUUAUGGUUUAACCAUUGCUGCUCUUGUUGUUAUGAGAUUCACCAGGAAAGAACUGAAACGACCUAUUAAGGUUCCAAUAGUAAUCCCCAUUAUCAUGGUUUUAAUCUCGAUUUAUUUGGUGUUGGCGCCUAUCAUCGACGAGCCGGAAUUAGCUUACCUGUAUUGCGUGCUAUUUAUUUUAAGUGGUCUUAUAGUAUAUUUCCCGUUCGUGCAUUACAAAGUCAAAUGGGCACAAAAAAUAACAAGACCAAUAACUACAUUUGUCCAGAUGUUGAUGGAAGUGGUUCCGCCUGAAGAGAAAAAAGAAUAAGUGCGCUACCGACCAGAGCUAAUGAACGAAUGUAACCAUGGACUGCUGAAAACAAUUAUUUAAUUGCAUUCUGUGGGGCCCCAUUGCCCCUUUUUUUUGUACAUAUUGUAAAUGUUAUUACGUUCAUUCGCCUUAUGAGGUAAAUGAACUUACAAAUGUAUUUUUCAGGUAUUAAAACAUCUACGCAGCAGA
Messenger RNA from Xenopus laevis (African clawed frog), 1935 nucleotides. It is a transcript of the gene slc7a9.L, whose product is annotated as solute carrier family 7 (amino acid transporter light chain, bo,+ system), member 9 L homeolog. Gene Ontology annotation, molecular function: neutral L-amino acid transmembrane transporter activity; L-cystine transmembrane transporter activity; transmembrane transporter activity. Gene Ontology annotation, cellular component: apical plasma membrane; membrane. Gene Ontology annotation, biological process: L-alpha-amino acid transmembrane transport; L-cystine transport; amino acid transmembrane transport. The transcript is spliced from 14 exons. NCBI's taxonomy places the organism in Eukaryota, Metazoa, Chordata, Amphibia, Anura, Pipidae. The record is from RefSeq and is a predicted model, not a curated record. Bases 274 to 1743 code for a protein of 489 amino acids.